CGGACAUAUAGUGCGUUUGAUUUAAAAUAGUGCUUGGCUCCUCGUAUCUGUAGGCUUAACCUUGCGAAAAAUGGCAGUCGUGUGUGGGGGGGAGCCUCUUAUUUUCAUCUGACGAGUUAUGCGCGUGUGCCAUCUAGCAUACGCAGAAGAGCCGGUAAUCAUUUUGUUUGUGCUGGUAACUAUCUCGGACUUGACUGGUCUACGCAGUAGAUGAAACAUAUUGGCGGAACUGCAAAGAAGAACUCGCUGUGAAGAUGAGUGCUGACAGUGGUGCAAGUGGUGAUGUGGCUCUCGGCUCGGAGGCUGACGCCGACGAACGGCCUAAGCAUAGCAAGAGCCCAGGGGAUGUGGACGGGAGAUUGAUGAGGAAAGAUGACAGCGGCAUCGGUAGUGAGCCAGCUGAUGACCGGCCUGAAGGGCCUGCCCGUGCGUCUAACGGAGGGCAGGAGAGCCCAGACUCAGGAAACCAGGACUGUGCCGAGGCAGGGGCCUCGGAGCUUCAGGAGGCUGCUGGCACAGCCGAGAAAAGGCCUACAACAGAAACGGAGGACGACAGCGACGGCUUUCCAGAGGAGAAGAAGCAAAAAACCGAGGAGAAGAAAACGCGCAGGCUACUCAAUCUGCUUGGCCGAACGCGACGGUCGGGUUCGGCAUCCGAGGACACCACCACCAGUGGUGACACGACCAGAGAAGGUGGAAGCAGCAGUUUCUUCACAGAGGACUCCGAUGACAACAUCUCCGUAAACAGUGAUGACACCUUCCACAUGGUGCAAGAUGACCGAGAAGAGGACGACGCUGAGAGCUUACAGGGCAACUACGAUCCAACGCCCAACACCCCUGCGCCCACGUACAAGUGGCUGGUCUGGGAAGCCCUUACUCGGCGCGAGUACGGUCGGAAGGGGGCCGCUUCGCACGUGGACAAGUUUCGCUUGGACUGUUAUGGCAGCCGGCGCAUAGUGGAGCGGCUGGAGCUCAUGUACAAGAUGCACGCCCACGACGGUUGCGUCAAUGCACUGCACUUCAACUCGACGGGCACCCGGCUGGCCAGUGGAUCGGACGACCUGAGCGUCGUCAUCUGGGACUGGGCCACGGGCGAGCCCGUGCUCAAGUACGACAGUGGUCACCGGAGCAAUGUGUUUCAGGCCAAGUUUGUACCUAUGACCGGUGACUGCUACAUAGUGAGCUGCGCUCGUGAUGGUCUGGUUCGGUUGGCGGAACUUUCCUCAACGGGCGUCUGCAAGACGACCAGGAGACUCGCUCAGCAUCGUGCCACUGCCCACAAGCUUGCCAUUGAGAACGACUCACCGCACACGGUUCUCAGCUGCGGCGAAGACGCUUACGUUUUUGGCAUUGAUCUGCGGAAAAGCUCACCCGACAAACUAGUCCUAGUAAAGGAAAACGACAAGAAGGUUCCCCUUUACACAAUAUUUAUUAACCCAACCAAUCCAAAUGAGUAUGCCGUCGGAGGUCGAGACCACUACGUCAGAGUUUACGAUCGAAGACUCACGAGAGAAGAUUCUAAUCCAAUGAAGAAAUUUUGUCCUCACCAUUUGAUGAAUUGUGAUGUGCGAGCCAGUGUUUCCUGUUUGGUUUACAACUACGAUGGCUCUGAAAUACUGGCUUCCUACAAUGAUGAGGACAUUUACAUUUUCAACUCUAAGCAUUCUGAUGGAGCUGAAUUUGUGCACAGAUACAAAGGCCACAGAAACAGCCAGACAGUGAAAGGCGUCAACUACAUGGGUCUACGGAGCGAAUACGUCGUCAGUGGAAGCGACUGUGGCUAUAUCUACCUUUGGGACAAAGAGAGCGAGCACAUUAUUCACUCCAUGCAUGGCGAUGAAGAAGGCGUGGUCAACUGCUUGGAACCCCAUCCUAGCUGCCCUAUACUGGCCACGAGCGGGCUUGACGAAGAUGUCAAGAUAUGGGUGCCUUCCUGCGAGAACCCUCCAGACAUGUCGGACCUGAAAAUGAGGGUGUGCAAGAACAUGAAAGAGCGAGAAGAGGAGAGGAAGCGGGAAGGGCAUGAAGCGAUCGACAGUCAAAUGUUGUGGUACCUGAUGCAGCAACUGCAUCGAUCGGCUCAGAGUCGAGCGCGCAGCGACAGAGGCGGCGGCGCCGACAGCAGCACCGACAGUGACAACACUGAUGACGACGACGACAUGGACACUCAGCACUCAGUGCAGUGCGUGCAGUCGUGAUGUGCGCGAAGGUGCCGCCCCAGCCUACGACGACGAAGAUUGUUUUUCGUGUGAUGAAAAAGACUGUGUGCAAUGAACACUUGAUCCUGCAAGCGUUGUUUGCUUUGUCGUUGAUUAAACGAUUAGUACUGUGUGUUUUCCCUGUGCUUACAAAGAAGAAGCGAUUGUUUCGUCGAAGGGUCGCACAGCUGUACCCUUUUCUUUUGUACUAGCAUAGGAGAGGAGCGCUGCACAAAAUGUGAAUACUUAUACAUACAAAAGAAGCAUGUCUCUGUACAAAACAACAGCUCACAUUUGAAUGAUAACAAGCGCCCAUUCACACGUCACUUACAAUUCACUGGUGUUUGUCAAUAAAACAUUUGUUCUUUUGAUUCUAUUUACAAAAACAAGAAACUUUUAUUGUACCAAAUACAGGUGGACAUUUGUUGCAAGGAGUACUAAAGUUGAUGCAUUGCAACGCUGAACAUACAUUGUUGGCUUCUGUCAUAUUGGUGCAAAAAGCCGAGAUAUCAGCCCUUGAGAGUACCGUAAGUGCAGUUCUUUCUGUAAAGGAGUGUUAGUUAAAUAAAGUCUUUCUUGAGGUUGUUUCUGAUU
This is a messenger RNA of Rhipicephalus microplus (southern cattle tick), 2792 nucleotides long. Its product is annotated as DDB1- and CUL4-associated factor 8. The record is from RefSeq and is a predicted model, not a curated record. Lineage: Eukaryota; Metazoa; Arthropoda; Arachnida; Ixodida; Ixodidae. Gene Ontology annotation, cellular component: Cul4-RING E3 ubiquitin ligase complex; cytoplasm. Gene Ontology annotation, molecular function: protein binding.